AUGUAUGGAAAAGAAGUAUGUCAGGGCGAGGUUACUAAGCUGCUCAGCGUAGACUUGAAAGGUAUGGGAUUUGACCUUCACAAAACUAUGAUUUCAGGGCCUAAUCUCGCUUUCGGCAAGCCAACUUUCCAAAUGGACACGUACCCAGGCGGUGAGUCCCGCAAGGCAGUGGAUGGUAACAAGGCUACGGAUUUUGCCGCCGGAAGCUGCACCCGAACUAAUAUGAAAUUGAAGGACAAAGACAAUAUGAAUUGGUGGGCGGUAGAUUUGAAAAAGCGAUAUACCAUCAACAAGGUCACGCUCUUCAACAGGGGUGAUUGCUGUGGUCAGAGGCUGGCAAACUUCGACAUCGUCGUGGUAGACACUCGACCCGUACCAAAUCUGACAUUGCGCUAUUUGAAGAACCAGAUCUGCGCCCAUCAGAAGGGUGCGGUCAGGCAGGGCAAAGUGGGGACCUACACAUGUGAGAAGUUGGUGAAGGGCAGGUAUGUAGCGGUAGUGCAGGCCCGGACGGAAUACCUGACGUUGUGCGAGGUUGAAGUCUUUGGAACGGCAGAAUCAGAGUAUUUCGAAAGUCUCUGCUAG
This is a messenger RNA of Lineus longissimus, 585 nucleotides long. RefSeq names its product fucolectin-1-like. The record is from RefSeq and is a predicted model, not a curated record. Bases 1 to 585 code for a protein of 194 amino acids. The transcript has 3 exons. Lineage: Eukaryota; Metazoa; Nemertea; Pilidiophora; Heteronemertea; Lineidae.